ACGCGGGUACACGAGCUGCGCCGGAAACACUCAAACCGAAAACCCGUUCACGUCACCGCAGGAGCAGUAGCAGUAGCAGCAGCCAUGGUCAAAUACUCAAAGGAGCCUGAUAAUCCCACCAAAUCCUGCAAGGCUAGGGGUUCAGACCUCAGAUGUCACUUCAAGAAUACCAGAGAAACAGCACAUGCACUGAGGAAAAUGCCUUUAAUAAAGGCUAAGAGGUAUUUGGAAGAUGUCCUGAUCCAUAAACAAGCUAUUCCCUUCACCCGAUUUUGUAGGGGUGUUGGUCGUACUGCUCAGGCAAAAAACAGACAUUCCAAUGGUCAAGGAAGGUGGCCUGCCAAGUCAGCAAAGUUCAUUUUGGAUUUGCUUAAGAAUGCUGAAAGCAAUGCUGAGGUGAAAGGGUUAGAUGUGGAUGCCCUUUUCAUUUCCCAUAUUCAAGUGAACCAAGCUCAAAAACAAAGAAGGAGAACUUACCGUGCCCAUGGGAGAAUCAACCCUUAUAUGUCAUCACCUUGCCACAUUGAAUUGACUUUAUCUGAGAAGGAAGAACCUGUGAAAAAGGAGGCUGAAUCUCAAUUGGCAACUAGUGGCAAGUCGAAGAAACCUUGAUUAAGUUGUUAACUGCUUUUGGUUGAUUGAGAUUUUUGUUUUUGUAAGACUGAAAUUGUUCUCUACAUAUUUUGAUUUUGUACCAGGAUAUUGGAUAUUUUUUAUGGUAGAAAUUGAAAUCUGGAUUAAGAUUUGUAUUUCUUUUAAUCUAGUGUUGCAUGAGGAUGGCGUUUUGGUAAUAUAAAACAUAGUUUG
Messenger RNA from Lactuca virosa, 807 nucleotides. NCBI's taxonomy places the organism in Eukaryota, Viridiplantae, Streptophyta, Magnoliopsida, Asterales, Asteraceae. The record is from the annotation of a GenBank genome assembly.